AUGAAUUCUUCUUUUCUUUUUCUUUUAUAUUUUAUUGAAGGUUUACUUCUUGUAUGCUAUGUUAUCUAUACUCAACCAGCAGCUAUAUCAUCACCAUUACUGGAUGAACAAGUCAAUUUAAUGAAACGUCGUAUUGAUGCUCAUGCGCGUACAUCUAUUCCUCUUUUUCGAGGAUCAAAUUUAGGUAUUUUUGUACGCAAACGUCCUCAUUCACUAUUGUCUGAACAUUCAACAAUUCGACGAAGAGAUAUUCAAUCAUCAAGUAACGAGGACAAUAUUUUGGCUGAAUUAUUAUACAACAAUGAACAAUUACAACGACGUUUUGAUGACUAUUCAGAAAACCCAGGUCCGAUGUUCGGCCGAUAA
Molecule: messenger RNA, 366 nt
Organism: Rotaria sp. Silwood2
Lineage: Eukaryota; Metazoa; Rotifera; Eurotatoria; Philodinida; Philodinidae
Source: the annotation of a GenBank genome assembly